This is a messenger RNA of Cylicocyclus nassatus, 383 nucleotides long. Lineage: Eukaryota; Metazoa; Nematoda; Chromadorea; Rhabditida; Strongylidae. The record is from the annotation of a GenBank genome assembly.
AAGUAAGAAUGGACGCUCCAAAAUCUGUUCUAUUGCUGAUUUUAUUACUGAUUGCCGGAAUAAACUCACAAUAUCCAGAUUAUAUUGACUAUUACGGUUUUCCUUACGGUGCACAGAUUCCUCAAGGUCAAUUGAUUGGUAUCGCAGGAGUGGAUCCUAUAACUGGAGCUAUAACAGGAGCAAUCACAGGCGGAUUGAUGGGAAUCUUUCAUCAUGUUAUAAUCAGUGCUGUAUUAGGAAAUGCAUUUACACUCACAGCUAAGGACAUUCAUAUAGUUUCGAUAUUGCAAACACCUAUCUACAUGUCUCUGACUGAUUUGAUGGAAAAAAGCUCCCAUUCUUAUGAUUAUAUGAUAAUGAAGUAUGCGGUAACAGUUCACUAA